Molecule: messenger RNA, 4746 nt
Organism: Schistosoma margrebowiei
Lineage: Eukaryota; Metazoa; Platyhelminthes; Trematoda; Strigeidida; Schistosomatidae
Source: the annotation of a GenBank genome assembly
AUAUUUAGAUUAAUAGACUGUCAUAAAUAUAUUAUAUUUCUUUCUAUCGUUUAUUUCUAUUUCUUCCCUGUUGUCACAUCUAAAUGAAAACCCAACUACAAAUAUUCGUGGUGUGUAUAAAUAAACACACAUAUAUAUAUAAAUAUGGAUAAAGCUUAACGAUUUCAUCCCUUGUAACAUUCUAUAAACUCAGGUAUAUCAAUGUAUAUUCUGUUGAUCAUGGCUUGUAAGUAGUAUAGAUGUAUGUGUGUAUGUAUCUAUGUAUGUAUGUGGUUAUAUGGGCAAGUACUUACUUAAAAGGAUUUGUUAUCUAUGAAACAAUCCUUAGAAUUUUUUUUCUAGAAGUUCAAAUGUAACAGACAUAUAUUAUUAUCCAAGGCAUAAGACAACGGACAUAGAUACAAAUAAAUAUUCUCCCACCCACCCCUGUACCUUAUUCUUUUUUUUCCCGUUUUAGUCACCAUCAUCAUUUGCAUCAUUUUCAAUUUUAAAAAUAAAUAACUUUUACAAUCGUUAUAUGAUAACAGUAUCCUGAUGAUCAUUCGUAUAUCUAUGGAGAUCAGUUUGUUCCUUUUUUCAUAUAAAUCAUAAAUGAUCAUGAUUUAGGAUUUAAUUAUACUGAACAUGAAUGAUGAUGAUGAUCAUUCAUUGAUUCAUUCAUUCAUUAAAACAUUCGAUAUUGAAUUUAUUCAAUUCCAAUUUCACAUGGAUACAUUGGAUAAAUAAACUUUCAUUUAAUUUAUGGAAUUAAAAAAACACUACUACCAACACCAUCACCCCACCCCCUAAUGAAUCCUUCAAAUCAUUAUGAUAUAAAUUCUAUUGUCUUUCUCUUUGAACAUGAUUCAAUGUUCGAUUUUGUCAAACAAACACAUAUACACAUACACGUACAAAUAAAGUAACUUAAUCUUUAUCUAAACUUAUACAUAUACCAUAGUAACAAUAAUGACUUAUGAUAAAACCCGCUUAAAAUUCAAUUCAAAUAUAUCUUAUUAUAAUCAUAAUAAACAAUUUGAUUUACCAUCAUUACUUGCUACUGGAAAAUUUUAUAUUGAUGAAUAUGGUUUUCUUGUUACAUCUAAUGGUACACGUUAUCGUAUCCCAUCUGGUCCACCAGAAGGUCGUAAACCAUUACAAUUUAAUCAAUUACCAAUCAUUAAUAAUAAGAAUAAAUCAAUAAUUCAUUUCAAUUAUCCAAUCAAUAUAAUCAAUAAAUCCCAUGAAACUAUUCAUAUUGAAUUACAAGAUACUCAUAAAUUAAUCAAUAAUUCUGAUCAUGAUUAUGAUGAACAUGAUCAUAAUAGUAUUAUGCAAUCCUCCUCAUCCUCCUCCUCCUCCACAUCAUCAUCAUCAUCAUUGUUAUUAUCAUUACCUUAUAUGAAAUCCAAUCUAUCAAUGAAACCAUUGAAUAAUAGUUCAUCUAUGAACUUCAUUCAUUCAAAUCAACAUCAUCAUGAUCAUCAUCCUAGUGAUACAUUACAUACCAUAGAUUGGAAUGUGAUCUUAUUUACAUUAAUUAUUAGUUCUAUUUCAUUAGUUUGUAAUAUUAUUUUAAUAGUUUUCUUAUCCUAUCGAUUACAUCACCAUCAUCCUCGUCAUCAUCCACAUGUUCGUCAUUAUCAGAAAUGGUUACAUCAUCACCAUCAUCAUCAUAAGCAUUUCAAUAGUUCAUGUAAUCAUAGUAAUCAUGAAAAUAAACAACUGACUACUACCAGUACUACUAAUAAUACUACUAAUUAUGAAUAUAAAGAUAUAUUAUGUAAUCAUCUUUUUAAAAAUCAAUCAAUCCCAUGUCAGUGUAUUACUGAUUUAAGCCCAGUUACUAAUUGUCCAUGUGUAUAUAAACAAAUGAAAGAUAACAAACACACUAGGAAUACCACUACUCAUAAAGAUAAUAAUAUUAGUAAUAUAAUGAAUUCUAAUAUUAAAAACUUAUCAUAUCCAUGUUGUAAUAUAAAUUCUAAUUGUGAUUUACAUUCAUCUCUAUUACGUAAUCAUAAAAAAAGUAAAAAAAUCAAAUCAUCUAUCAUAAAACAAUCGAAUCAAUAUAAUGAACAUGAUCAUUUAUAUUCAUGUAAUAAAUCAUUACCAUUUAAUCAUCAUUGGUUACUAUGCUCUACAAAUCAACAAUCCGAUAUUGAUCCAUUCAAUAAUAAUAAUGAUUGGAAAAUAAUUCCUAAUCAUGAUAUGAUUAGUGAUUGUAGCAAUGAAGAUGCUUAUGACAACAAAAACAACAACAGUAGUAAACAACACCACCACCACCAUAGCAACAACUAUUCAUCUAAUUCAAAUAUUUUAUAUACACCAUCAAAAUAUUCAAAACAACGACAACAACAACAUAAAUGUGUACAUCUUCAAACGAAUACAAAUCAAAGACAUCAUAUAUCACAACAACCAAUAUCUAUAAUUCAUUCAUAUAAUACUUUAUUAAAUCAAUCCCCUAGACUAAAUGAUUGUGUUAAUGAUCCAACUACUGAAGAAGACGAAGAAUUACAACAACAAGGAAUAGAACAAGAAGAUGAUCAUGACGAAGAAGAGGAUGAAGAACAAGAACAGGAAGAACAACAACGAGAAGAAGACAAUGAACACUUGGUAACUAAUCCAAAAUGUAUCAUAUUGAAAAAUUCCAUAUUUAUUUAUCAUCAAUAUAUUUAUAUAUGUUAUACUAUAGCAAUACAUUUAGGUAUUCUUGGUAUUAUAUUAUCAUUAUUACAAUUAUUAGUUAUAUGUAUUGCAUUAAUACAAAAAACUACCUUAGAUACUACCUAUUAUAUAACAUAUAAUCAUGAAUUUAUAUGUUUAUUAUCGAAUUCAUUAGCCACAGAUACAUUAUUAUGUGUUCGAUUAUACCUAGUAACUAUAUUUAUAUUAUGUUCAUUUAUUAUAUUCUAUAUACAAAUCAUCAUGAAAAUGGUAAUCACUAUUAUUGAUUUUACUAGUUUUCAAUUACCUAAAUAUUCUUUCUAUAAACGAUUUCUAUUUACUAUCAUACAUAAUACUACUAAUAAGCAUACUACUUAUAAUCAUGAUAGUAAUCAUAUUUAUUUUCAACAAAAUUUUGCAUAUAUUGCAUUAAUUCAUUCAAUUCCAUGGGCAUUAGCUGCUGGUACAUCAUUAUUCAUUGCUUUUUUAUAUCAAACACCUAUACAUUCAAAUUCAUUGAUCAUCAAUAAAUCAAUAUCUAAUCAUAGUCAUUACACAUGGAUAGAAUCAAUCAAAUUAAAUCAUGUAAAUCUAUUAUUUAAUGGAUUACAUUCAUUAUUGACAUGUUCUAUGAAAAGAACAUCAUUAUCGACAUUGUCAUCAUCGUCGAUAUCAUCAUCAUCAUCAUCAUCGUCAUCACCGUUGACAACAUCAACUCCAAUGAAUCAUGAUGUCAUCACAACUACUACAUCUACAUGGAUGUCAUCAAUUCUUUUAAUUAUUAUCCCAUUAUUAUUACAAAUGAUAAUGAUUAUAUUAUUUAUUAUCUUAUUAUAUAUGAUUAUAUCUUAUAUUAAUCAUAGAAAUUGUAUCAUAUAUAAAUUAAAAUUACCUAAUCAAUCAAUAAUAUUGAUUAUAUUGAUUUUAUUGAUCGAAUUGAUUAGUUUAUGUAUACCAAUUGUAUAUCAUUUUAUUAUGACAUUAUAUUCAAUUAAUGAUAAACAAUUAUUAUUUAUUACACGUAUUAUUAUAUUACAUUUUUGUAUUGAUCCAAUUUUAUUGAUUUAUAUCAUACAAAAAUGCCUUAGUAACAAAUAUAUUUUAAUGCUUAGUAACAAAUUUAAUAUAAUUCAUAUGAAGUCAAUAAAAAAUAAAAAAAUUAAUAAAAAUCAAUUAAUUGAUUAUCAUUCAUUGGAAUGUAUUAAUAAUGAUAAUAAUGUAAUGAAACCAUUAACAUCACCUAUACAUUUAUUUAAUUGUUUACCAAUGCAUCAUUCAAAUACUAUUACUAGUACUACUACUUAUACUACUACUAAUACUACUUAUAAUAGUAAUAAUAAUAUUCAAUCUGUUGUUAUGCCAUAUUUAACUGAUUCAGGAUAUUUUGUAUCAACAAUCAAUAAUAAUAAUAGUAAUAAUAAUAAUUCACUGAUUACAUCAUCAAUCAUCAAUAAUGAUAAAAUCAAUAUGAAUAAUUAUAUAUUACCCAUAACAACGGAUACAAUUGAAGUAACUAUGCCUAAUAUAUAUCCAAAUAAUAAUAAUAGUAUUACUAGUAGUAGUAAUAAUAUACAUCAAAAAGAUUCAUCAUUAUUAACCCCAGUUACAGAAAUGAUGGAUCAUAAUACAUUAAUUUAUAAAAAUAUGUAUGAUGCCUAUCCACAAUUAUGUCAACAUCAUCAACGUUUAUUAGCUGAACAAUAUAAACAACCAAAUAUGGAUACAAUAAAACGUAAUCGUCAUUUUACUAAUGUACCACGUAUGAAUCAAAUGAUAACAACAACAACAACAAAUUUUAAUGCAUUAUCUAUCAAUAAAUCAAUCAAUGAAUGUUCCAAUAAACAAUCAAUACAAAUAAUCAAUAAUCAUAAUCAUAAUGAUACAAUACCUCAUAUAAUGAAUGAAAUGGUAUGUACACAACAGCAUAGUACAGCAACAGCAGCUGUAAUGGCAGCUGCAGCAGCUGCAGUAGCAGCACAAGCAAGUACAUUAACUAAACCAAUACAUUCAUUAUUAGAUUCAAUACAAAUGACACCUAAUCCAUUAUUAUUUAUAAAUGAACAAAAAACAAUAGAACAACCUAUAUCAAAUGAUAAUCAAUAA